Messenger RNA from Blepharisma stoltei, 237 nucleotides. Lineage: Eukaryota; Ciliophora; Heterotrichea; Heterotrichida; Blepharismidae. The record is from the annotation of a GenBank genome assembly.
AUGGACGAUCUUCAAGAAAUAAUCGCAGAGCUUUCAAGCAAUACUGUAAAAGCUGAUACUUUGCUAGAAGAAAUAGUUUCCCAAGCCUGAAGAAAGAUUUACUCUGCUUAUCUUUUUUGACCAUUUUGCCUUUAUCCUCACCUUUGCCAGAAUUCAGCUUGAAUCUUAUCUCCAAGAAACCUUCUUGAGGAAGAGCAUUUAGCCUUAUUUGAAGAACUUUUCAAUAGCAUGCCUUAA